AUGAGGGAGGAUACACCGGAUUUGCGCGAAGAAGAAGAGGGAAUAGCGGACCCGCCACUGAGCAUCUUCUCUAUUCUCACCUUCUCAUGGGUAAUUCCCCCACCAUCCUUCCUCCCACCCCCUGUUUACUACCAGCCCCACAACGCCCCACCCCUUUUUCUUCCUUCGCCCACCCCGCCCUCGUCCCCGGCGCCCUCCGCCAAACCACCCUCACUCAGUCGCAAAUGGUUUUCACUCUCCCCCCUGAUGGCGCAGGGCGUGCGCCGGGUACUGGGCCCCAGCGACCUUUACCCCCUACCUUCCGCCUUCUCCGCGCAUCACCUGGGGGCGCAGCUCAGCGCGCUCUGGACAAAGCGCAAUCCGCCCCCGGAGCGGCAGCAGAAGGGGGGGAUGGGCGCGGAGAAACGAGGGGGAAGCGGAGGGGGAUGGGCGAUGCGGUACUGGGCGGACGCGCAGAACCCCAAAACGGCGGACCCUGCGUGGCGGGGGUAUGUGCUGGCGGGGCUGAUGGGGCUGCUGUCGCUGGCCUUCGCGCUGCUGCACCAUCAGAUGUGGAACCUUGCGCAAAUCAUGGGUCAACAGCAAGCUGCUAUCGCGGACAAGCUGCUGUCACUCAACGGCGGUGCACUGAGCCGCAUCACCACAGGGCAGUGCAUAACGCUCAUGUCCAACGACGUGCGGCGCUUGGACGAGCUCCCCAUGUUCAUUCACUUCCUCUGGGCGGCACUUCUCGAGCUGGCAGUGGUGGCGGCGCUCAUAGUGCUGGAAGUGGGCGCCCCUCUGGAGCUGGCAGUGGUGGCGGCGCUCAUAGUGCGGGAGGUGGGCGUUCAGCCUGCUUUUGCCGGCAUUGCUGCGCUCCUUGUGCAGAUUCCACUGCAGGCCCUGUUUGGGCACUUGUUUGCCAAGCAGCGGCGCAGAACAGCCGAGUUCACGGACGCCAGGGUGAAGAUGACCGGCGAGGUUUGGGUGACCAGCGAGGCGCUCAUCGCGAGGGAAGAAGGCAAGGAGGGGAAGGGGAUCUGGUUUCUUUUCGUAGGAUCAAAGUUCACAGAAGCCCAGAAACAUUUUCAGAUCCCUCCUCCCUCUCCUCUUCUGCCCCUCCUCCCUCUCCUCUUCUUCCCCUCCUCCCUCUCCUCUUCUGCCGCUCCUCCCUCUCCUCUCCUUCCGCUCCUCCCUCUCCUCUUCUCCCACUCCUCGUGGCACUUGCCCCUGCCACACCCACACCCUCGCCCAAUGCCGUGCAUUAUCCCGGCAGGUGCUGUCAGGCAUUGUGGCAGUGAAGAUGUUCGCGUGGGAGGCGCCUUUCACCCGCUUCAUUCAGCGAAUUCGCAAGCAAGAGUGCAGCAAGUAAGAGGGCAGGAAAUAGUUCUCCCCGUCUCCUCCCCACCCUCCCCCUGUCCUCACCCCUCCUACCCCCAUCCCCCCCUCCCUCCCAACACCAACAUCAUGAAGGCGUUCAACGAGGCCUCCUACUUCUCGUCAGCCUCCAUGGUCGCGUUCUUCAUCUUCACCACCUACACUCUGCAGGGGGGCCACCUGCGCCUCUCCACCGUCUUCUACAUCAUCUCACUGGUGCAGCUGCCGCGGCUGUGGAUGUGUGUGUUCCUCCCAAGGGGCAUCGAGCGAGUGGCGGAGGCUGCCGUUAGCUUCGCCAGGCUGGAGGCAUUCAUGCGGGUGAGAGGCAGGGCGUGGGUGAGUUGGGCAUGGCAUGGGUGGAAGGGCAUGGGUGGAAGGGCAUGGGUGGAAGGACAUGGGUGGAAGGGCAUGGGUGCAAGGGCAUGGGUGCAAGGGCAUGGGUGCAAGGGCAUGGGUGCAAGGGCAUGGGUGCAAGGGCAUAAGUUCAAGGGAAAGGGCGUGUGGGCAGGGCCAAGGGCAGUGGGUGCUGCAGGGAGGGAGGCGGCAGCUGGCAAGGGGAUGAGCAAGGAGCCAUGCACGGAUGACAGUAGUGGCAGUGGUAGGGGGGAUGUGAAGGGGGAUUUGAAGGGGGAGAUGAAAGGGGAGAUGAAUGGGGAGAUGAAAGGGGAGAUGAAUGGGGAGAUGAAUGGGGAGAUGAAAGGGGAGAUGGAGGAGGAGCAGGAGUGGGAGGAGGAGGAGGAGGAGGAGGAGGAGGAGGAGGAGGAGGAGGAGGAGGAGGAGGAGGAGGAGGAGGAGGAGGAGGAGGAGGUGGUACCGGUGGAGGGUGUGAGCUUCAGUUUGGGAGAGGACGAGCUGCUGGGCGUCACAGGGAAGGUGGGAGCGGGCAAGUCGACGCUGUUGGCGGGUAUACUGGGCGAUGCAGAGCUGCUGAAGGGAGAGCUGGUGUGUCAAGCGGACAAGAUAGCAUAUGCGGCACAGAAGCCGUUCAUCAUGGCCGGAUCACUGAAGGACAACAUCAUCUUCGGCCGUCCAUUCCAAGCAGAGCUCUACAAUCAGGUGCUCGACGCGUGUGCGCUGCGCCAGGACAUCGCCAGCUGGCCCCGGCGCGACCUCACAGAGAUUGGCGAGCGCGGGGUGAACCUGAGCGGCGGGCAGAGGGCGAGAGUGGGGCUGGCGCGCGCCGCAUACGCCACCGAUGCAGCGCUCCUGCUGCUGGACGACCCGCUCUCCGCUGUGGACCCGGCUGUGGGGCGGCACCUGUUUGAGCGGUGCAUUCGCGGGGUGAUGCGCGGGCGGCCAAGGAUUCUCGUCACUCACCAGCUGCAGUACCUGCCAAGGCCCCCUUUCCCUUCCCCUUCUGCUCUUCCUCCAAACCCCGAAACCCUCUCCCGCUUCUGCUCUCCUCCCGAAUCCCCCAACCCCCUUUUCUCUCCACCCAACCCCCUCAAACCCAACCUUUCCCAUCCCCCGCUCCCCCAGCUGGGCUGCUGGGCGGGGAUGCGGUCGAGGGGGGUGAGGCGGAAGGGGAGGUCGUGGGCGCAGGAGAGAAGGCUGUUGGUGGUGCAGAAGGGGGAGAGGGAGGAGGAGGAGGAGGAGGAGGAGGAGGAGGAGGAGGAGGAGGAGGAGGAGGAGGAGGAGGAAGAGGAGGAGGAGGAGGAGGAGGAGGAGGAGGAGGAGGAGGAGGAGGAGGAGGGGAGCAGGAACGAGCAACCAAGGGAGACAGAGGGGGCGGACCGUGGCGGAGAGGGGGAGGAGGUGGGUGGAGAGGCAGGGGCAGGAGGGGAUGGGAAGGGGGGGAAAUGCAGUGAAGUGGCAGAGGAGGAUGGAGUCGGACAAGGGUUGGUGCAGAAGGAACGGAGGGAGGAGGGGAUGGUGAGUCCGGGCGUGUACGUUGGAUAUGCCAGGAGGGUGGGCGUGUGGCAGUCGCUUCUGCUCUUCCUCCUCCUCGCCAUUGGUCAAUCCCUCGCCUGUGCUAGCGACUGGUUCCUCGCCUUUUGGUCACAGAAGCAGCACCAGUCCGGCCUGUACCGCCGCAUCUACACCACACUUGUGCUCACCGGAGUUGCCGUCUCCUUCCUCCGUGCGGCCCUCUCCUUCCACUGGUGCGUGCGCGCCGCCUCGCGCGUCCACACCGCCAUGCUGGCCCGCGUGCUCGCCUCGCCGCUCGCCUUCUUUCACGCCAACCCCAUGGGCCGCAUCCUCAACCGCUUCUCCGCCGAUCAGGGCAUUCUCGACGACCUCCUGCCGUUCACUCUCUUCAACUACUUGCAGGUGCGUACGCCAUAUGAUGUGGACUUCGGGGGCGGGGUGCUGUGUGGGUGUAACGACUUAAAAACCCUCAGUGUGGCAGUGGGCGCCAUGGCGAUGGUGGCGCUGGGCUUGCCGUGGAUGCUCGUGCCCAUGGCGCUGCUCUGCCUGCUCUUCCUGCGCCUGCGCCACAUCUUCCUCUGCACCUCCCGCGAGGCCAAGCGCCUCGAGGCCAUCACUCGCAGCCCUGUGUAUGCGCACUAUGCCGCCACCAUCCAGGUCCUGCCAGCCAUCAGGGCGUUCGCCCGUGCCUUCUACUGCUGGCUUGCGGCCUCGCACGGCCUGGCAACAAUAAGAGCAUUCGGAGCGCAGCAGCAGACAAGCGCCGUCUUCCACCGCCUGCUGGACGCCAACGGCCGCGCCUUCUACUGCUGGCUCGCCGCCUCGCACUGGCUGGCUGUGCGCCUCGACGCCCUUGUCUCACUCGUCAUGCUCCUCGUUGCCGCCCUCGCCGUGGCGCUCAGAACGGCCUUGCCGCCCAGCCUGGUGGCGCUGGCACUGAGCUAUGCGCUGCAGAUGUCGGGGUCGCUGCAGUGGGCCGUGAGGCAAGGGGCGGAGGUGGAAAACAUGUUUACAGGCGUCGAGCGGGCACUGGAGUACACACACUUACCGCAGGAGGAGGGGCCUGAGGAGGGGCAGAGGGAGGGGGGAGCAGGGGAACGGGGAGGAGGAAAAACGGGCAGCAAGAGGAAAUGGAAAAGGGGCUUUUGCAUGGUGGGCGAGGAGCAGAGGGAGGAGGAAAGCGAGCAGGGGAGCGGGGAAGAGCAGGUGGAGGAGCAGGUGCCAGCUGGGUGGCCGAGAGAAGGGGCAGUGAGGGUGGAGGGGUUGACAGUGCGGUAUAGGCCCACUCUGGACCCUGUGUUGCAGGAUGUGAGCUUUCAGCUGCGCGGAGGGGAGAAGUGCGGUGUUGUGGGGCGAACCGGCGCAGGCAAGUCAACGCUCAUGCUGGCCCUGCUCCGCAUCGUGCAGCCGUGCAGCGGGCGCAUCCUCAUAGACGGCCUCAACACCGCCACCAUACCUCUCACUCCCCUGCGCAGAAACGUCACAGCGAUACCUCAGGAUCCUGUUCUCUUUGGCAGCUCUCUCCGGUUCAACCUUGACCCAUUCAACCAGCACCCGGAUGCGGCGCUAUGGGAGGCGCUGGGCGCAGUGCAGCUGAAGGGGAAGGCGGGCGCGCUGCAGAGCGGGCUGGAGGCGAGCAUGAGCGAGUUCGGAGAGAACUUCUCCGUGGGGCAGCGCCAGCUCCUGUGCCUCGCACGUGCCGUGCUGCACGGCAGUCGCAUUGUGCUGAUGGAUGAGGCAACGGCCAACGUGGACCGGGCGACAGACGCGGCCAUCCAGAGCACCAUCCGCCGCCACUUUGCGGCCAGCACGGUCAUCACCAUCGCCCACCGCCUGCACACCAUUGUCCACGCGCACAAUGUGCUUGUGCUGGAGCAGGGCCGGGUGGUGCAGUUUGGAUGGCCACAGCAGCUGGCGGAAGACAGAGAGGGCCCUUUCUCCCGCAUGCUCUCCCACACUGGCCAGUCUGCAGAGGCCUCUCUGCGCUCCGCACUUGCCAGAGAUGGCUUGAUGCAAGACGCUUCACUAAGAGAUGCCUCGCUACAAGAAGCAUCCCCGGGAGAGGUUUUGGAAAGAGAGGAGGGGGCACAAGGGGAGGCUGUGAGUAUUGAUUUGUUGCAUUUGGAGGUUGAUGGUUUCCUUGGUGGGGAGUCAGCUGCUGAUGGUAGUGCCGGUGAGGGUGGUUUGCCUGAUGCUGGUAGUACUGAGGAAGAUAUUGCAUGGAUACACGGCCGAGCGUUGCAAGAGCUGAUUCCUGAAAGCCAUACUCAAGAGCCAUUUUGA
This is a messenger RNA of Closterium sp. Naga37s-1, 5508 nucleotides long. The record is from the annotation of a GenBank genome assembly. NCBI's taxonomy places the organism in Eukaryota, Viridiplantae, Streptophyta, Zygnematophyceae, Desmidiales, Closteriaceae.